Molecule: messenger RNA, 1010 nt
Organism: Branchiostoma floridae (Florida lancelet)
Lineage: Eukaryota; Metazoa; Chordata; Leptocardii; Amphioxiformes; Branchiostomatidae
Product: transmembrane protein 141-like
Exons: 5
Coding region: 155-586 (143 amino acids)
Source: RefSeq, a predicted model, not a curated record
GGUCCUAAUCAACUUCCGGGUUACACUUUGACCUUUGUUAUAAAAUGUGUACGUUGAUCAGUUAGUGGGUGUGUCAUGUUUAUGUCACACACGUGUAUAUUGACAGUUUUCGUGUUUUAUCAAGAUUAAGAAGAAGAUUUGAAGACACAGCAAAAUGCCAUUGACAGGACCUAUGGACGAUCCUGAUGUAGAGGAGAAAUACCCAGGUUCCAGAGCAUAUACAGUGUGUCAGUCUGGUGCCUUCAUGUCAGGAGUGUUUGCAACUGUCACUGGUGGGCUGGUAACAUUUAUAGGUCAGAGUGCUCUAAGGAAACGACUGCCAUGGGGGAGUAACCCAGCAAUGGUCAUCUCUAUUGCGGUAGCGGCAGGCUCUGGUUGGGUAGUUGCCUACACCAGAAGCAGGGAGUGUCAGCAGAAAUGGUACGAGAUCAGGUCAGCCCACGAAGAGAAAAUGAAAUUGUUGGCGAAAGAAGACUCAGGGACAUCCACUCAAGUAACAGAAGUAGCUCCAAAACCCCCUGAACAGCCUCAUCAAUCAAGUCCUGUUUUAUCAGAAACCAACAAAUAUGGAGACCCCAUACAGUGACCAUCGUUUUGUAGAACAUAUUUAGGACCGACUUGGCUUCCAUAUGCAUGUUGCAUUAAAGUUUGGUGAAGACUGGAAUUGUUUUAUGUGUUUUCGAAAGAGAGAGUUGACUGGUUUCUUUAUUAAGUGCUUCUAGGAGCACCGGCGUUUAUUUCUUUGGGCAUGCUGAUUCACGUUUUUCAACAUUCGCCUGGUUCUCUGAUGCUGGGAGAGAGAAUUCUGCUUCUCGGCAUGGCAAAACUUUCUCUUCCAGCGUAAGAGAACUAGGCCCUCGUUGAAAGACACAAAUCGGUACUCCCCCCCUCCCCCCCCAAAUGAUACAAGCUAGCGCUCUUGUAAGUCUGCAAAGGAGACUAUUGUAAGACAAGGAGGUUUUAUCAUCAACAAAAAUGCUGAUCAUGCUGAAUAAAAUUUCAUGUACAAA